Messenger RNA from Lampris incognitus (smalleye Pacific opah), 8596 nucleotides. It is a transcript of the gene plxnb3, whose product is annotated as plexin B3. The transcript is spliced from 39 exons. Gene Ontology annotation, molecular function: semaphorin receptor activity; protein binding. Bases 134 to 5848 code for a protein of 1904 amino acids. Gene Ontology annotation, cellular component: semaphorin receptor complex. The record is from RefSeq and is a predicted model, not a curated record. Gene Ontology annotation, biological process: semaphorin-plexin signaling pathway involved in axon guidance; positive regulation of axonogenesis; regulation of GTPase activity. Lineage: Eukaryota; Metazoa; Chordata; Actinopteri; Lampriformes; Lampridae.
CUUCUUUCUGACCUCCGUCUGUCCGUCUGUCUGUCUGUCCUCCGCUCGGAAGGAGGGAUUUCUGUCGUCCUUUUGUUGGAGAAAUGAGUCGCGGAGGAUUUAUUCACUGAACGAAUAGGUAAGAGGGGCUGCCAUGCCGGCCUCCUCUCCUCCUCCUCCUCUCCUCUUCCUGGCCCGUUGGUGGCUCCUCCUGUCAUCACUCCUCCUCUCCACCUCUGCAGAUGAUGUGACCUUUGACCCUCCAUUCUACUCGGUGACGUUGGAGGGCGCCCCCCUAAGUCACCUCCUGGAGGAGCCUGGCUCGAGGCAGCUGUAUGUCGGGGGGGUGAACCAUGUCUAUCAGCUGUCUCCGCAGCUUGAGGUUCUAUCUCACAGCCGGACCGGACCUAGGCUGGACUCCCAGGAGUGUCUACCUCCCAUCCUGCCCCAGGACUGCCCGUCCGCCCGCCUCACAAAUAACUACAAUAAAAUUCUCCUUCUGGAGCCUGGGGGGGGCACCACGCACACAGGGAGUCUUAUUGUGUGUGGGUCUGUCUACCAAGGCAUCUGUGAAAAGAGGAGUCUUUCUAAUGUCUCGGACCUACUCUACCAGACCUCGAACCCCAUCGACACACAGUAUGUUGCAGCGAAUGACCCCCGCGUCUCCACGGUAGCUGUUGUCAUAACAAAUAAGAUCAGACAGGACGGGGGCGGGGCAAGCGAGAUGCAGCUGAUGCUGGUCGGGCGGGGCUACACCAGCAAAGGCCCCGGGGACAUCCCACCAAUUACAACGCGACGACUGGCACCCGUCUUGCCCCCCCGCCUGGCCUUCUCCCAGGAAGAGGAGCUCGGGAAGCUGGUAGUAGGGAGUUACUCUGAGUACAACAACCACUUCGUCAAAGCCUUUAGCCACGCCUCCUACAUCUACUUCCUGUUCUCCAGACGCGACAUGUGGCACAGGAAGGAGUAUCGGACCUAUGUGUCACGCCUCUGUGCCUCCGACCGGAGCUUCUACUCCUAUGUGGAGGUUCCCCUGCUCUGCCAUAGCGGUUACAACCUGGCGCAGGGGGCUUGGCUGGGAACCCAUCUGGGCAUGGCCACUCUAUUCGUCGCCAUGGCAGCGGGGCAGGCAUCCACACCUGUGGCCACAGGUCGUUCGGCGCUGUGUGUUUAUGAAAUGGCGGAACUGGAUGCCAUGAUGCAGAAGGCACAGGAAGUCUGUUAUACUGAGGCAGGAAGAGGGAGCAAUGGACAAGAAGAGGCUUACAUAGAAUAUGCCGUGUCAUCCAAAUGUCUGAAACUACCCAAGGGCUCUUUAUUGGAGUACCCCUGCGGGGGGGAACACACCCCCAGCCCCAUUGCCAGCUCAGUGCCCCUCCCCUCCAUGCCAACCAUCACCAGGACCACCCAGCUGACAGCUGUUACUACAGCAACAGAGGCAGGCCACACCAUCGCCUUGCUGGGAGACAGAGAGGGACAGCUGCACAAGGUGUAUGUACAUUCUGAUGGGUCAGGCCAGCUGUAUGACACGGUGACGGUGGAUGCGGGCAGUGCGGUGAACGCUGACCUCCUGUUGGACGCCACAGGACAGCAUGUUUAUGUGCUCACAUCCAGCAAGCUGUCUAAGGUCUCGGUGUCAUCAUGUGAGAGACAGACAGAAUGUCACUCCUGUCUCACUACCAGGGACCCUUACUGUGGCUGGUGUGUCUUAGAAGGAAGAUGUUCCCGUAGGCAGGAGUGCCGAGGCCGCGCCCAGCCCAACCACUGGCUGUGGAGCUUUGAGCCAACCAAUCAGUGUGUGACCGUUGAGAGCCUGGAGCCAGCCUAUCAGAGCAGAGAUGAGCAGAGGGAGGUAACCUUGACAAUGCUUCGACUCCCUACCCUCUCGGACCAAGAGUCUCUGUCCUGUGCCUUCGGCCCCCUCCCCUCCCAGCCUGCUGUUGUCAAGGGAACCAGCAUCACGUGUCAGUCACCCCCACCCAAGCUCCUCCCACCUAGGCCAGCAGGAAGUGAUCACAUGACUCUGCGUGUGUCGCUGAUGUUUGGUCAGGUGAUCAUCGCUCACACCAACAUGACCUUCUACGACUGUGGCGCCGUGGGGAUGCUGAACAAGACCUCGCCGUGCAUGGCGUGUGUGAGCAGUGUGUGGCCCUGUAACUGGUGUCCACUGGACCAGCUGUGUACCCCCAACAAGAGCUGUCCCACCCCACCCAUCAUACACAACCACCGGCAGGACUCUCUGGUUCCAGGUUCUUGUCCUCAGGUCUUCUCUCUACAAGGCUCUCCACUGGUCCCUAUGGGUUUCCCCUCCAGCCUGGUCCUGCUGGGCAGGAACAUGGACGUCUUCUCUGGGGAGGCUGAGUAUGUGUGUGUGGUAGAGAUAGAAGGAGCUCAGAUUAACCUCACAGCCACUGUGGAGAAAACAGAGGAGACACAAACUUUUAUCUGCACUCCACACCAGUUUCAGUAUCCUGUCAGGCAGCUGCAGUAUUCUGCUCCUAUCUACCUGAGGAGAGGAGAGUUACGCAUUGAUGCCACGCCCACCCUCAGCCUCCAGCUGUAUGACUGCUCAGCUGGCCAGUCAGAUUGCUCGCAGUGCAGGGCGGUGCCAGAGGGAUAUGGGUGUGUCUGGUGUACAGAACAUCCUGUCGCCGGCUGUGUGUACAACCAGUCCUGUUCCAGUAUUCCUGCUGACACCUGCCCACCCCCACAAAUCACAGAGGUGGUUCCUGUCUCCGGACCACUAGAGGGCGGUAUCUUAGUAACUAUCAAAGGUUCCAACCUAGGGAUGAAAUACCAUGAUGUAAAGGACGGGGUCACAGUGGCAGGGGUGCAGUGUCUCCCACUAGCUGACAGCUAUAUAAUCUCUUCCAGGAUAGUGUGUGAGUUGCAGCCCAGCCAUGAGCGGAAGGGUGGUCCUGUCUUGGUCACCGUGGGAACAUCUCAGCUCGGAACAUCAACCCAGAUCUUCACCUAUCAGGACCCCCAGCUGUUAGAUCUGGUACCUGAUAAGGGUCCUAUGUCAGGAGGGACCAGGUUGACUAUCCAUGGCAGACAACUGCUAACAGGACAGAUGUCUAACUUGAGUGCCUUUGUCGGACCACAACCCUGCUACAUUGUUGAUGAGGUGAAUGAGACCCAGUUGGUUUGUCAGACUGGUCCCAGUAACAGAACAGCUCAGGUGGAGGUCAGGGUAAUGUUUGGGAAGGCUAAGAGAACUGUUCCCAACAACGUCUUCAGUUACCUUGAUGACCCCGUCAUCACAGACGCCACGCCAUCAGAGAGCUUCUAUGAAGGUGGGCGGACUAUCAGAGUGACAGGCAAGAACCUGGAUGUGGUGCAGCAGCCAAUCAUAUCAAUCUGGGUGGAGCCUGUGGAGGUCCAGAGGGUGAAACGAAAAAAACGAUGGGCUCUCCUCACUGCCAAGCAACAGCUGGUCUUUAACAGCACCAUGACAACGGUGUCAGAGCGCUGCAAUUUGAUAUCACCAGUGGAGAUGACCUGUGUGACCCCCAGAGUGACCCCUGAGGUGAAGGUGAAAGGAGUAUGGUUUCAACUGGACAAUGUCAGAGUCGACUUUGAGAACAUCAAGGGACGUGUGUUUAGUUACUACCCCAACCCAGAGCUCUACGCCCUCAACAGAGACGCUCCAGACUAUCCAUACCGCUUCAAACCAGGCGGGGUGAUCGCCGUGGAGGGUCAGGAGCUGACCCGGGCCAUGUCCAGAGCGGAGGUGGUCGCCCGGCUCGGAGAUCAGGAGUGUGAAGUCAAAACUUUAGACAACACACACCUGUACUGUGAACCUCCAGAGGAACAACCUCUCAGUCUGGACCACAACGAGCUGCCGAGCCUCAGAGUCAUCAUGGGGAAUCUGGAGGUGGACCUGGGAUUGGUCCAGUAUGACACAGACUCUUUGCUUUCUCCCGUCCCAUUGGCUGCUCAGGUGGGUCUGGGGGCGGGAGCUGCUGUGGUCGUCCUGUCAGUACUGGUCAUCAUCCUCAUGUACAGGAGGAAGAGUAAACAAGCUCUAAGAGAUUAUAAGAAGGUUUUACUGCAGCUGGAAACUCUGGAGAUCAACGUUGGAGACCAGUGCCGCAAAGAGUUUACUGAUCUGAUGACAGAGAUGAUGGACCUGAACAGUGAUGUUGGGGGUCCAGCCAUCCCUCUGCUGGACUAUCGUAUAUACGCUGAGCGUAUUUUCUUCCCCGGCCAGCAGGGAGCUCCAUUCAGCCAACACCUGGAUGUCCCCGAGUCAAGGAGACAGACAGUGGAGCAGGGUCUCUUUCAGCUCAACAACCUCCUGAAUAACAGGCUCUUUCUAAUCCGGUUCAUCCACACUCUGGAGGCCCAGCAGAACUUCUCUCAGAGAGACCGGGGUUAUGUGGCCAGUCUGCUCACCAUGGCUCUCCAUGAUAAGCUGGAGUACUUCACAGACGUCAUGAAGUCUCUCCUGCAGGAUCUGGUCCAGCAGUACGUGGCCAAGAACCCCAAACUGAUGCUGCGCCGCACAGAGACGGUAGUUGAAAAGAUGCUGACGAACUGGAUGUCAAUCUGCCUCUACUCCUUCCUCAAGGAGGUAGCAGGAGAGCCUCUCUACAUGCUGUACAGAGCCAUCAAGUACCAAGUAGAUAAAGGACCAGUGGAUGCAGUGACUGGGAAAGCCAAACGCACCCUGAAUGACAGUCACUUGCUGAGAGAAGACAUAGACUACUGUUCACUGACUUUGACGGUGCUGGUGAAAAAUGGAGUGGAGGUUCAGCCUUGUCCAGUUAAAGUACUAGACACCGACACUAUUACCCAGGUUAAAGAGAAGAUUCUGGAUCAGGUGUACAGAGGAGCUCCCUUCUCACAGAGACCUGCAGCUGACUCCCUAGACCUGGAGUGGCGUUCGGGGCAGGCAGGUCACCUGACCCUGUCUGAUGAUGAUGUCACGGCCGUCGCUGCGGGCCGCUGGAAGAAACUCAAUACGUUACAGCAUUAUAAGGUGCCGGAUGGAGCCACCAUGGCUCUGAUCCCUCGUUCUCACGGUUCUUUGGGUGUUGGAGUGAACCAAGUUUUCCAAACUGGAGAAAAGACACCCAUGCUGGAGGGGGAGGAAGAGGAAGGUCUUCGUCUGUGGCACCUGGUGAAGAGUAGUGAGGAGCCGGACAUCCCCAAACACCGAAAGAGCAGCAUGAGAGAAAGAGAGAGAGCCAAGGCCAUCCCUGAAAUCUACUUGACCAGACUGCUGUCGAUGAAGGGAACUCUGCAGAAGUUUGUGGAUGACGUGUUUGUUGCGAUUCUGAGCACCAAGCGUCCCCCUCCCAUCGCUGUUCGCUUCUUCUUCGAUUUCCUGGAUGACAUGGCAGAGAAACAUGGCAUCGACGACCCUGAGACUGUCCAUAUCUGGAAGACCAACAGUCUUCCUCUCAGAUUCUGGGUGAACAUUCUGAAGAACCCUCAGUUUGUGUUCGAUGUCCAGGUGACAGACAGCGUGGACGCCGUCCUGUCUGUCAUCGCCCAGACCUUCAUCGACUCCUGCACCACCUCGGAACACAAAGUCGGACGGGACUCCCCGGUCAACAAGUUGCUGUAUGCCAGAGAGAUUCCCAGAUACAAACAGCUCGUUGAAAGGUAUUACAGUGAUAUCCACAAUGCAGCAUCAGGUUGUUACCAGGAGAUGAACUCUACCCUCACUGAGUUGUCGGGGAGUUUUGCAUCGGAGAUGAACAAUCUGGUGGCACUACAUGAGCUUUACAAGUACAUCAACAAAUAUUAUGACCAGGUGAUCAUGUCUCUGGAGGAGGACAGCUCAGGUCAAAAGAUGCAGUUGGCCUACAGACUGCAGCAGGUCGCCGCCCUGGUGGAGAACAAGGUCACUGAUCUCUGAGGACACGCUGACCUUUGACCGCUAAACUUGAACAAAACGGAGCGAGAAAACACCAGUCUUGACGCCCCUCCCGCCUGCCCUACUCUUGCCUAAACUUUGACCCCAGGAAUCGUGAUAUUUUAUGGAUGGAUCCUGACAAGUCACAAAUCCACAUGACCGUUGAUCUCUCUCCUGCCACCUUGGUCUUAAUAAGUCACCAUAGAGAUCACUGCUGACCCUGUUGGCUUUCUGACCUCCAGCCUUUGACCUUGGAGUGACCUUGAACCAGUACGGCUCACAAUGAGACCUCUGACGAGACCAGAAAGGAGAGACGAACGUAAAGCUAUCCAGUCAAAAAGCUGUCUGGGAAGCACAAAACGAUGCAUCUUCAUUUGAAUUCUGUGUCUUCCAAUUGUGUCUAAAUGUGUGUGUGAAUGUCUGUGAGCACAAAUAUGAUGCAUUGAACAUGACAACCUACAGCGGGGUUGAUCUUUAAAACCCUACCAGCCAUAAUUUCUCACUUACUUCUCAAUUUCUCUUAUUCUCAAACUCAGGGGAUCCUCAAGUUUUUACAAACAAAAUUUCUAACCCAGAAAGCUCUGGGUUUUGAUGGGCUAUUUGAUGGGCUAAUUUACAAUAUAAACCAGUCUUGUUGCCAACAACAGAACUUCCAGCUCAAAGCAGCUUGUUAAGUCUGUUUCACACUAUAGCGAUAUUUAAUUGCUGAUUUAUUCUGAAUAUUUCAGGGAUCAGUUUUGUUCUUCCUCUGUCCCUCUGUAGGGGCCCAAUCCAGAUGUUAACAACCAUUUGGUUCCUGAGCUAAUGCACAACCUUACCAGAAUCUAGACCAGAACCAUAGAGGGACCCACUCACCUCCAUUUGCUAACAGACAUUUACUAUUUAUCUGUCUGUGAAGCUCCAAUUAUGGCACAUGCUGUAAAGUGGCACCCUGAAUGGUUAAUAAAUGGACUGCAGCGCUUUUCUAGUCUACGACCACUCAAAGUGCUUUACAGUGUAUGCCUCCCAUUCCCGUUACUAUGAAUCCCACGGCACUUCUAGGCAAGACACGCCCCGCAUAGCGCUCAAGCGCUAGGAUUGGCCAGAACUCGUUGCCUCCGUUGGUUGGGUUGGUUAAGGUUAGGGUUAGGGCGGGGUUAGGAUUAAGGUUAUCUUAUCAGAGGCAGAGUAGGGCCGGUCUUCCCAGAAUCCUAGCGCCUGGAUGCUACGCAGGGCGUGUGUUGCCUAGAAGUGCCGUGGGAUUCAUAAUAAUGCCUCACACACACACACACACUGGUGGAGGAGGCUGCCAUGCAAGGUGCCAGCCUGCUCACCAGGAGCAGUUUAGGGGUUCAGGUUCAGGUUCAGGUUCUUGCUCAGUGACACUUUGACACGCUCUCUAGAGGAGCUGGGGGGUCGAGCCUGGAACCUUCAGAUUAAUAUAGGACCCGCUCUGCCUCCUGAGCCAUGCCGCCCCGUUCUUUUGUGGUGGAAAAAUACAAUCCAGUCAUCAGUCAGGGGACACAACAUUCACGGACAUGCACUACAUGUCCCAGAACACCUAGCUGUUGGUCUCUUCCUACUUCAAACACACUGUGGUUCUGAAUGGUCACCUCAGACCACCAAGUUAGUUAUACUGGAGGUUUGUCAGUUUUGAAUGAGCUUUGAAAUGAUUACAGCACAUUAGAAUUAAUGUUUCUCUUUCACUCAGUUUCAUCUCAGUUUAAAAAUCUCUGGGCGUCCGGGUGGCGUGGCGGUCUCUUCCGUUGCCUGCCAACACAGGGAUCCCAGUUCGAAUCCCCGUGUUACCUCCGGCUUGGUCGGGCCUCCCUACAGACACAUUGGCCGUGUCUGCAGGUGGGAAGCCGGAUGUGGGUAUGUGUCCUUGUCACUGCACUGGCGCCUCCUCUGGUUGGUCAGGGCACCAGUUCGGGGGGAGGGGGAACUGGGGGGAAUAGCGUGAUCCUCCCACGCGCUACAUCUCCCUGGUGAAACCCCUCACUGUCAGGGGAAAAGAAGCGGCUGGUGACCACAUGUAUCGAAGGAGACGUGGUAGUCUGCAGCCCUCCCCGGAUCGGCAGAGGGGGUGGAGCAGAGACCGGGACGGCUCGGAAGAGUGGGGUAAUUGGCCGGGUACAAUUGGGGAGAAAAAGGGGGGAAAUCCAAAAGAAAAAAAUUUCCGUUGUUUUUUCCUGCCUUCACUUUUGAAUUGAAGGUUAACGCUGCGGUAUUUUUACUGGUUGUAUAUUUUGUGCUUGUGUGCUGGUUGACAAUACAGCAGCUGUCCACUAAUAUUUCUAAUUACUUGGAUUUUCUUGGCCAAAGGGAACAUGCGGGACAAAAGGAAAUGCUGCCAACAACCAUUGAUUCAAAACUUAGCAUGUUGUCUUUCCUGCUGAAAAGAAUCGGUACCCCACGACACCAUACGCCCUGCCUACUGUACCUUAUCAUAGUCCUGUUUCUGCUGUUCCCUACAGUGUUCCUGUCUGCUGUAUCCUACUCCUUUGUUUUUGUAAGAUUUUUUUUUUUUAUUUUAUUCCUUUAUUGGAUCGCGACAGUGGAGGCAGAAAGGAAAUGGGAGAGACAGAGAGGGGUAUGACUUGCAACAAAGGUCGAACCAGCGACAUUGCGGCCACGUAGUAUGUGCUGUAACCAUUCAGCUAUGGAUGUGCCCCAUACCUACUCCUUCUUCUGCACCCUACUGUAGUCCUCUUUCUACUGCACCUUAUCAUAUUCCUCUUUCUACUGCACCCUACUGUAGUCCUCUUUCUA